Molecule: messenger RNA, 954 nt
Organism: Cadophora gregata
Lineage: Eukaryota; Fungi; Ascomycota; Leotiomycetes; Helotiales; Ploettnerulaceae
Exons: 4
Coding region: 1-954 (317 amino acids)
Source: RefSeq, a predicted model, not a curated record
AUGGCUUUCAAGUCGCGACCGGUUCUACAAGAUCCUGGGUACAGUUCGGUGCGGGAUAUCUGUUCUUCUCUUGGAUACAACUCAGAAACCAAGACCGACCGACACUUCAAAAUCUUGAGCACGAAGACUUCGAAGCAUCGUAAGAGGUUUGUGGAAUUGUGUCCGAAAUUGACGGAGUUCCCUCUUUCAAACGUCGCACCGGAAGUUCAGGCUUGUGCAUUACAAUUCUUGGAACAGCACCGCCACUUGUUCCAGGACUCUAGCGAGGCUCGCGCUUCACAGUGGCCGACAUAUCCUGCAGACACAACAAAGAUACUUUCUGGAAUUGCUACACUGAUGUGUGCUCAAGAAUACGUCCGAUUGAAAAACGCUAGAGACAAAGGGAUGGAAAAGGCUAACAAAGAAGCUGACAUUGACCCGCCUUUCGUCGUUGACCCGACUCCUUCAAGGUCGACAUCAAGCUUCGCAGGUGGAAGCGCGCCUCUAAAGAAUGGUGGAUCAAUGUUUGAUGGCCCUUCAAUCUGCGAGAGUGGCAGUGAUGACGAACAAGACGUGGAAGAAUUGCAGAGGAACAUUGACAUACAUCUUGAUUAUGUGUAUCCUCUAAACCAUUCGAUAGAUGGAAAAGCAAGUGGUUGGCUGUUUACCUCCGAAAAAUGUCCCGACGACGUCGAGCCCUUUGCAUUCCGAUACCUCCACGAAAACAACCUCUACAACUCGAAAGCCGAGAACAUCGAUGCAAUCCACAAGUUCACAAAAGCUUUAAAGCAACAUCUUCAUGUCUCAUGUGAGCCUGCGAAGGAUCACAAGGUCUUCAAGAGGUGUGAGCAGCUUGUGCAGCGGGCUGCUCGGAGAUGGGACGUAGGUGGGUACGGAAUACUAACGAAGAAAAACGGCAUAAUGAAGAAGACGCCACUGUUUGAGCACGCCUGGAUGCACCAUCGUAAAAGGUAG